GUCGGCGAUUUUGGAUUGUGAUCAUUGCCGUAGUUUAGCAAAAUGUCUCUGAAAACACUUUACACUUCCAUCGCGUGCAAUCGAACCCCGGAAUCGCUCGAUUGGGGUGACGAUGGACUGAUAUACUUUGCCGCAAAUAACGUUGUUGCCGUGUUUAACCCGCAGUUCCAUGGAUCGGUGAAAAUCGUGGGAACACUGUUUGGUCACAAAGCGAGGAUUAACGCAAUUUGUGCGAUUCGGAAUGCUAGCGAUUGCAACGGUGGAAUUCAUCUCGCCUCCGGUUCCGACGAUGGGACAUGCAUCCUGUGGAAUACGAGCGAUGAGCAUUCAUCUUCGCCCGCUCGUUUUACGUUGAGCGGCCACAAAGGAGGGGUGACAUCGGUCGAUGCUUUCGUUGAUGCAUCGAACAACUUAAUCGUAGCAACCGGAUCCGUGGAUAGCACAAUUAGAUUAUGGCACGUCGCCGGGAAUGAUAAUGAGUUUGUCUGCUCCCAAACCAUCGACUUACAGACGGGACUUACGUUUGGCCUCAAAUUGUUCGCUUUGGUCGCAUCGAAUGCAACCAUGCUGGCGUACACCACCGACACAGACAUGGUGAAUCUAUGCGUUUCGCAACCGGACACAGCCCAACCGGAGUCCGGGGCCAAAUUUGUGCAAGUUGAGCAACUGCGCGGACACGUGGAUUGGGUACGUGGGCUAACUUGUACCCGGCUGCCGGACAGUGAUGAUUACCUGUUGGCCAGUUCGUCGCAAGAUACAUUCGUACGACUGUGGCGCAUUUCGCCAAGAAAAACCCUGACAGCACAGAAACCCAUCGAAGAAAUUCAGUUCGAUGAAGAUAUAACGCUCGAAGAGCGAACUUUCACGGUGGUAGGAAAAGACGGCGGGAAGUACCAUUACGCCUUAUCGCUGGAAUCGGUUCUACAAGGCCACGAGGGGUGGGUGUACGGAGUUCACUUUUGCACGCGAGACAACCAGCUGCAGCUGCUGUCUAGUUCCAUCGACAAAAGCCUCAUCGUCUGGACACCGUCGGAGAGUGGCGUUUGGAUGGAGAGUGUCCGCGUCGGUGAGGUCGGUGGGUCUUCGCUCGGGUUUUAUGGUGGAAAGUUUUCUCCCGACGGACGAUCCAUUAUCGGGCACGGUUUCCAAGGUAGUUUUCAUCUGUGGCACGAAGAUACGGAGCAGCCGGGCUUGUGGAAACCGGGAAUCAUCAUCGGGGGACACUUUGGUGGUGUACGCGAUCUGUCGUGGGAUCCCACCGGGGGCAUGUUCCUUAUGACCGUUUCGAUGGAUCAAACCACACGAAUUCACGCUCCCUGGCGAAGGGCGGCACAGGACCAGAUUGAAACGUGGCACGAAAUAGGACGCCCGCAAGUGCAUGGUUACGAUAUGCAAUGUUUGACCCUUUUGUCCCGCUAUCGUCUCGCGAGUGCGGCGGAAGAAAAAAUAAUUCGAGUCUUUCAGGCACCGUCCAAUUUUGUACAGAACUUUCGAGCUUUGUGCCGUGUAACGGAAGAUCCGGAAGGUGACUCGAUUGUGGAAGGUCAUCCAAUGGGAGCGUCGGUGCCCUCACUCGGGCUGUCCAACAAGGCGGUGUUCGAAGUAGAGCAACCGGAAGCGGACAGCAGACACAUCAAGGAUAUGUAUCCGGAACAUUACUUCAACCCCGUUUCAAUGGAUGCACCGCCAGCGGAAGAAACGUUGAUGCAAAACACACUCUGGCCAGAAAUUCAGAAGCUCUACGGACAUGGCAACGAACUGUACUCGAUUGCUGCCUCAUCCGACGGUAGUCUUAUAGCGUCUGCGUGUCGAGCGACUUCCUCAGACCAUGCGCAAAUUUUACUCUGGGACACACAAACGUGGCGCAUCGUGCAACAGCUGGCAGCCCAUCAGCUAACGGUCACGCAGCUUUCCUUUGCACCCAACAAUCGGCUCCUGUUGGCCGUCUCGCGUGACCGUACGUUUUCCGUGUACGAACGGCAACAAGACGCGGUCGAUUUUAAGCAGGUGAUGCGUUCGGAUAAAACGAAUGGAGUUCAUACGCGUAUCAUCUGGUGUUGCGACUGGUCGCACGAUUCGGAAACGUUCGUUACUGGCUCUCGUGAUGGCAAAGCUGUGGCCUGGAGCCGCCAGCAUGCAGAAGGAACCGAUGGUCGAGGGUGUUUCACGUCGAACCGGGUGCUUGAACUCAAGAAUGAAUCAAUAACGGCGGUUGCUUUCGGCCGCAAGAAGCUAUCUGAUGAGCGUUACCUGGUGGCGGUUGGGUUGGAGAAGGGUUUCAUCAAGCUGUACGCGUUGGGCCAGUGGAAUCUGCUGCUCAACAUUGAUCAGUCAUACGCUCACCAUCAGACCGUUCAACGUUUAUCAUUUCGGCCACAUGUUGACGAUCAUCAACUGGCGAGCUGCGGUGAUGAUGGGUUGGUUCGUAUUUACAGUAUAGAAUUGUAAGAAUGUAGUUAAACAUAAGAUCACAAUAUUGGCGGAAUAAAAUAAAUACCUAAAGCAAUGGUGUU
This is a messenger RNA of Anopheles coustani, 2513 nucleotides long. It is a transcript of the gene Elp2, whose product is annotated as elongator complex protein 2. The transcript has 5 exons. Gene Ontology annotation, molecular function: protein binding. The record is from RefSeq and is a predicted model, not a curated record. Gene Ontology annotation, cellular component: elongator holoenzyme complex. The coding region runs from base 43 to 2448 and encodes 801 amino acids. NCBI's taxonomy places the organism in Eukaryota, Metazoa, Arthropoda, Insecta, Diptera, Culicidae. Gene Ontology annotation, biological process: tRNA wobble uridine modification.